CUCGUCCCUUGAACUUGUCUCCCCUUACCGGGAAGUCCACUUGACGAUCAUGCCAGGAUUCGAACUACCUGAGCCUUCUGCGCCCGUCACACUCGCCAUCAUAGGAUGUGGGCAGCGAGGUCGCCAGGCUUACGCCCCUUACGCACUCGCCGAACCUCGCAAAUGUAAAGUGGUCGCCAUUGCCGAGCCCCGUCCCAAGACUCGUGCCCUCAUGGCCUCCGAGCACCGAGUCGACUCCACCCUCGUCUUCAACGACUGGAAAGGCUUCUACGACGCCUCCGCCGAGACAAUCAAGACGCUCGGUAAACGUCUCGCCACUGCGGUUUUAAUCACCGUGCAGGAUGAGAUGCAUGCGGAGCUGGUCGAGGCGUUCGCUGGGCAGGGAUAUCAUAUUCUGUGCGAGAAGCCGAUGGCGACGAACGUUGAGGAUUGUAUCAGGAUGGAGAGAGCGGUCAAAAAGGCGGGGAUUAUCUUUGGGAUGGGACAUGUGUUGAGGUACUCGCCGUAUAGCCAAGCUGUCACGGAGAUCGUUCGCUCUGGCACCCUCGGUCAGCUCAUCAACGUCGUGCACGUCGAACCUAUAGGGCAUUACCAUUACGCCCACUCUUAUGUGCGAGGUAACUGGUCGCAAGAAGCCAAGUCCUCUUUCUCGCUCAUGACCAAGAGUUGCCACGAUAUCGACAUCUUGGCCAGUUGGCUCUAUCCCGCCCAACCCACCAAGGUCUCAUCGUUCGGAGGUCUUCAACACUUCCGAAAAUCUGGCAAGCCAGCCGAAGCCGGUGAUGCCAAACGCUGCCUAGACUGCAAAGCCGAGAAACAAUGUCCCUACAGUGCCAAGAAGAUCUACCUCGACCCGAUCACCACGUCAGGCUACCAAGGCUGGCCCGCAUCCGUAAUCGUUGACGGUCUCCCCGACAUCGAGAACAUAUCCGACGCGCUCAAAAACGGUCCUUACGGCCAAUGCGUCUACGAAUCCGCCAACGACGUCUGCGACAACCAAGUCGUCAACAUCCAAUACGACUCCGGCGCCACCGUCUCCUUCACCAUGGUCGCCUUCACCUCCCUCAUCUGUGAGCGCCAGACGCGGAUGCAUUUCACGCACGGCGAGAUCGUGGGGAAUAUGAAGACGUUCGAGGUCACGGAUUUCAGGACGGAGGAGACGAGGGUGCAUAAGCCGAAGGACGAGGGCGGAGGACAUGGAGGUGGCGAUGCGGGGCUGGUGAGGACUUUUGUGGAGGCGGUGAGGGAGGGAAAGCAGGAGAUUCUGGGGACGGAUGUGGAGGAGGUUUUGAAGAGCCAUUUGACGGUGUUUGCGGCGGAGGAGAGUCGGAGGCGGGGGGUCGUGGUGGAUGUUGAUGAGUAUGAGAAGGAGGCGAGGUUGAAGUACGCUUAGUGGAUGUAUCUUUUGUGGCAUUGAGUUUUGUUUCUUACUUUCACAAGUACUUGUAUUUUGGGUAUUUUCUGUAAAUAAACUAUGUACUGCGGUCAGGCAAGACCGCAGAGACCGGAAUGAAGUAUGAGUGACAUACGAUCAUGACGACAAAACAAUUCAAAAGACAGCAAAACAAAAUAUCGCUGUACAUUUAGAUAUCAUAAAUCACUUCAGCCAACAAAGGCAACACAUGGGGGCGGGCGAGAUAGGGUGUGGGAGGUAUCACAAAGCGAGAGGUUAGGGUCGUAAAAGUCAAAGCAAGAGGGAAUAGAGGUGUCGCAAAUCGAGAGUAUCGCAAAACAAAAUAUAAAACAAAAAGAAUGAACGCUGAAGAAGCAAUAACCAAGGCGCCGAGCAGGUACAGCGCAAGAAAGCAAGCUUGACAGCAAACAACAUGGACUGCGAAGUCCUAAGUGCCGCGAUCCGACUUCAGAGGCAAGCGUGGCUCCAAAAGUGGAUGGUGGUAUCAAACCAUGACACGGAUCGAGAGAACAUCCGUUCCUCCACUUGACCAAACUAGUCGGCGAGUUCCAGCUCCCGACGAAUCCGCUCUCGUACUUCCCUCAAUCCCCCUCCUUCCUUCUUAACCGUCCUAGGACUCCUCGUCAGUAUCUCCUUUGCGCUAUCGUCCUUGGAUCGAGCACGUCCGGGACUUGGCGGAGUGAUCUUAGAUGGCGAGCUACCCUCCGAGAUCGACACGGAACUGCCAUUACCGCUUUGAGUGGGCGCGGGCAUCUCGAGCCAGUCUUCGCCACCAAUGUCCAUUGACUUAAGGAAGAAGGGGCAUAAUGAGGUAAGAAGGUCGAGUGACUCCUGAGCCUCGGCUGACGAGAUGGGGACGGGGGAGGACUUGACCACUGCAGCUGCAACUUCCGAGCUUGGGAGUGCCUUGCGUUUGCGGGUCGUAGAAGGCGUGGCCCCAGUUCCCACAGGAGACGUGAACAACAUCCAGACGCUGUCCGCUACACUGCCCAAUCGUCCUAAUAAUACACGGCGUCUCUUCUCGUCCUGACCGAGCUUCAUGAACUGUUCCUUGCUCAUGUUACCGCUCUUGCUCGAGGAACCGGUGCUGCUGGUUCCAGACUUGAAAGGACUAGUCGUGAGCGAUUUCUGACGGAUUCGUUCAUACAGAGCAUUCCGACGGGAGCUCGAAGGCGUGGCCGGUGCUGUGUCCGCGUUGGACCCCUUUUGAUGCACAGGUGUGGUAGGCACCGAGGAAUCACCUCGUGUGGGCGACGAGGAUGGGGUACGUUGUGGGGUGAGAAGGCCGGUUUUGAACGGCGAUCGACGAGUGGAGGACGGAGUCUGAGGGAAUGGAAUACUGCUCUUCGAUCCAAAAGCGAGUUUAGACGACGGUGUAAUAGGGAAAGGGAUUGCGAAUGGCUUCUGUGGAGACUUGAGAGGUGACGAGGGGCGUUUGGAUUUCGACGGUGAAGUGGGAGAGGGUGGGGUUGUCAAGAUGGAAGCUUUGGUGGAAGCGGAUGCCUUCGGGGAGGAAGAGGCAAGGAGUCGCGUCAAGUUUGAAGGUUUCGCUGGUAGGAUCAGUUGUGGCAGAUCGGCCAUGUGAAGGUUCGGAACAGUGGUCGCGUCAGGAUGAAGCUCUACCCAUUUGUGCAACUUCUUGAGUACCUCUCGUCGUCUUGGUUCAGCUGCAGCGGUCCAGCGUGCAACAGCAGCCAUACCACUGCCCAUGUCUUUGUCGAGGUCCAUUUCCACUUCGAUACCAAUCCCAUAUGCUGGUACUCGAGAUCCUCCGGACUUGUGGAAAUGCGUCGCUGGACCUACAACGAAGCCCAUGGCACCACGAGACCAAUCCUUUGCUGCUGAUUUCGAAUCCUCGUCCUCUUCUUCCUCUAGGAAAGGAUUCUCAUCUUCGGAUUUACGGGCCUUCGUCACCUUGGCAGGAGACGGGUUUACGCUCUUCCCAUCCCAUUCCCAGAGCCAGCAUAGACGCUUGAGAUCAUCGACAUCGAACUUGGUCGAUAGACCGGCGUACGAGUUCAAUGCAUGGUGAUUAAGAACGUUACGGACUAUGCCAGUGUCCGAGGAAGGCGAGACAGCACAGGUGGCUAGUGCAUGUGAGAGCGCGUGCUGGAGGGCAGUUUGAAUCCUAUACAAGCGAGCGAGGUGUGAUGGGAGAGUGUCUGGACUGGACGAAGCACCAGAGCCUGAGGAGCCCGCAACCCUCUUUGUCUUCGAGCUGAUCGUCCUCGGAGAAGGUAAUGAUGUUCGAAGUCGUUUGGGAGUGACCGUCGACUCGUCCUCAUCGUCGGAGAAAACGCGUUUCUUCCUGGGGGAUACGCGUAAAGCCGUGUAAA
Molecule: messenger RNA, 3750 nt
Organism: Stereum hirsutum FP-91666 SS1
Lineage: Eukaryota; Fungi; Basidiomycota; Agaricomycetes; Russulales; Stereaceae
Product: NAD-P-binding protein
Exons: 8
Coding region: 50-1393 (447 amino acids)
Molecular function (GO): nucleotide binding
Source: RefSeq, a predicted model, not a curated record